UUUGUGUGGUGAAUUGGAAAUAAAAGAAAAGGAUUACUUUGGCUUGCGAUAUGUGGAUGCCUCAAAGCAGAGACAUUGGCUGGACUUGUCCAAAUCCAUAAUAAAGCAAUGUAAGGAAAUGGAUCCCUUGCUUUUUUCACUAAGAGUAAAGUUCUAUCCCGCGGAUCCAUUUCGGUUGACUGGAAAUGCAAGGAUUAUGUUGUACCAGCAAUUGAAGAGGGAUCUCCGUCAUGGUCGCUUGUAUUGCUCUUUGGGCGAGGCGGCUGCCCUGGGUGCUUUGAUAGUCCAAGAAGAGCUUGGAGAUUACAAUGAAGAUGUUCAUAUAGGAGCUUAUGUAUCUUCCAUAGAAUUAGCCCUACGUCAGACCGAGUAUCUGGAGAAAAAGAUAAUCGAGCUGCAUAAAAAGCGCGAGCCUGGCCAGGAUCUAUCUCUAGCUAUGGACGAGUUCUUGGGCAUAGCUCGCGGUCUGGAGACCUACGGCAUUGACCCCCAUCCGGUGAAGGAUCACCGGGGAUCACAGCAAUAUAUCGCGAUAAAUAACUCGGGUAUUAGCACGUUCGUAACCGGCAAGCGAUCUCAACAUUUUCGGUGGAAUGAAAUACAUAAAAUUAACUUUGAAGGCAAAAUGUUUAUAGCCCAUCUUAGUUAUACAGAUGCCAGCCGAGAGCCUAAAAAGCACACUGUGGGUUUUAAGUGCCCGACCGGAGCUGCGUGCCGCUAUUUGUGGAGAUGUGCCAUCGAACAAAUGCUGUUCUUCACGUUACCCAAUAGCCAAAGUGCGGCUGUCAUUUCUGGAGGCGGCUUCUUCUCCUGGGGCACAAAAUUCCGAUACACUGGAAGAACUGAGCGUGAAAUUCUGACUGAAAACAUUAAUGCACUGCGAGAACAAAAGAUCAACAACUCGAAUUCAAGCAAGCGAAAGGCGAGCAGUGUGCCAGCCACGCCCUCCAGUCCACAAGGCGAUUUAGCCCAGAUCCGGUAUAGCAGCUUACCGAGAUCCACGAUGUCGGAGCCUCUGGGCUAUGGCAUGCCCAAUGGUGCCCAUUGCUAUGGCCAGGAUCACGGGAUGGGCGAGAUAAAUGGUGGCAUUCAGAUAUCCAGCCUGGAGCCGGUCUGCGAGGAGGCUCGGCUGCGAUCGUCGAACCUCGAUGGGAUCAACCUUUUGGCCACUCAAAUCGGCGGCUAUACGUAUCGCGACUCCGUUGAGCACUCGUCUACGGAGAGCGGACUGACCGUAAAUGGUGGAUACGAUCAUCCGCGGAAGCAUAACGACGCUAAGCAGCAGCAUCAUGGCAGCUACUCCCCGAAUCUGUAUUAUGGACAGUCCGCCGGUGCUGCCGGGUUGAACUCGAGUGCGCCGGGUGAUAAUUUUUUGCAUGCGGAUCAAUCGCUGCGAAAGAUAAAAAAGUUCCGCAAAUUCCAUCUGCUGGCCGCCUUCGUCCCGUCCGUCAUCUUUGUGGCCUUCGCAAUGGCCGGAACGGCUGUGUUCAUCAUGGAGUCCGAGUCGGAGGCCUUCGAGCAGCUGCGCAACUCCCCGGAGAUGCUCUGCCUGCGCUACCAAUACUAUCAGCCUUUAAAGGACUUUGUUCUGGACAAGUUGGGCGGUCGGAGAAAGUGAGAGAGGGAUUAAAGGAUGCUUUUUUUAAUGGAUACGUAGCAUCACUAGCAA
Molecule: messenger RNA, 1669 nt
Organism: Drosophila serrata
Lineage: Eukaryota; Metazoa; Arthropoda; Insecta; Diptera; Drosophilidae
Gene: Frmd5
Product: FERM domain containing
Biological process (GO): actomyosin structure organization
Cellular component (GO): cytoskeleton
Molecular function (GO): cytoskeletal protein binding
Source: RefSeq, a predicted model, not a curated record